This is a messenger RNA of Selaginella moellendorffii, 1374 nucleotides long. RefSeq names its product protein BZR1 homolog 2. The coding region runs from base 220 to 1218 and encodes 332 amino acids. Gene Ontology annotation, molecular function: DNA-binding transcription factor activity. Gene Ontology annotation, biological process: brassinosteroid mediated signaling pathway; DNA-templated transcription. The record is from RefSeq and is a predicted model, not a curated record. The transcript has 2 exons. NCBI's taxonomy places the organism in Eukaryota, Viridiplantae, Streptophyta, Lycopodiopsida, Selaginellales, Selaginellaceae.
UCUCUCUUCUUCCUCUUCCUCUUCCUCUUCCUCUCCUCCAUCAUUUUCAUUGCCACUCUUCCAAAUCCACACUCCAGUUCUCGAGAGAGUGAGAAUGAGAGUGUGAUUUAAAGUGUGGCAGAGAAGAGCCAGCGCUCUUUAAUCGAUCCAAGAGCGCGCCGAGCGAGCGCCGCCGCCGCUCGAGUGUGGAUUGCUUCUUCUUCUUCGACUUCUUCUUUAAUGGGGAAGCUCAGUGCUGCGGAGAAGGAGAAGACCAAGAUCCGCGAGAGGCACAGGCGCGCGAUCACGACGCGGAUCUUCACUGGCCUGCGCAAGCACGGCGGCUACAAUCUCCCGCCGCGAGCGGACAUCAACGAUGUUCUCCGCGCGCUUGCCGGCGAGGCGGGAUGGAUCGUGGAGACGGAUGGAACUACUUAUCGCCCCCAGCAAGAUCAGAGCUCUCACUCCCAGCAGCACCAGAAGGUUGCAUUGAGCCAGAUUUCGCUGCCACAGUCGGGAGGAUCCGGAAGAACCACCACAACAUCGCUGACAAACACGACACACUCGAUCAGCAGCGGCGGCCACCAUCACCACCACCAACACCACCAGCAAAUAAAUCUCGCGGCGGCUGGAAGAUAUCUCCUCUCCCCCAGCCACCUGAUGCUCCAGCAGCAGCAGAUGGAUCCCCGCGCAGGGGAUUGCUCCACUACCGCCUCGCCCCGCCACCACUACAUGUCCAGCUCCUCCAUGCCGCCGCUCCUCCAGGGCGCCGCCACCACCGCCACCACCACCACUACCACCAAUUCCGGCCUCUCCACCUCGCCGCUAGCGUCCCCGGCUUCUUCCGAGGGUACGGGAGCUCGGCCUGGCGGAAUUAGAUCCGCUAGCGCCGCCGCCAGCGCCGCCAACAAUCACAACUUCUUUGGCCAGUUCCACCACCUCCCAUAUGGACUGACGCUGGAUCGAGCCGACUCCACGGACCAGGACGCCGUCACGGCAUGGAUGACUGACAUUGGUACCGCCGGUGGUACCGCCGAUCAUCUCCCACGGUCCGCGCAGCUCUCCAACCUCAUCUAUUCCAUGCAGCAACAGCACGCCGCGCGGCUUGUCAGCGGCGCCACCUCCCGCGCCGCCACGCCGCCGGCCUACGGUACAGCCCAGCUGCUCCACUACAGCAUGCAAGAGCAGCGGGCGUCCAACCACAACACGCCACUUGGCUCGCCGCAACGCCACUGCUGACUAGGCUGACACGUGCCAGAGUAUCGGAAUAGAAUAUUAUAUUUAUUUAUCCCAUAUAUCAGUUAUGGUUCCAUUUUGACUACCAAUGAAACUGAUGGAUAAGAGUAGAGCUAGAUACAUUUCAUUUUAUAAGAAACCUUCCCAUACAUUUACGUC